Messenger RNA from Sclerotinia trifoliorum, 1705 nucleotides. The record is from the annotation of a GenBank genome assembly. NCBI's taxonomy places the organism in Eukaryota, Fungi, Ascomycota, Leotiomycetes, Helotiales, Sclerotiniaceae.
AAUUGCAUUUUAUUCGACAUCAAAUCAACUUCCUCUUCUACUCUUUCAUCUGAUUCUUAAGAGCUCCAAAUUCCUCGAUAAAUUUACCAGACAUUCCAUCUCUCCAAAUCUACUCCUACCUCAUCUGCAUUAUCUACUUCUCUCCAUAACACACUCAACAUGCCUACCUUCACAGUUUUCAAGGGCAGAGCUGAUGGUUACCCCAUCAAAAGCACCACCACUAGGCCUGAAGAGCUCAAGGGUGAUAGUGUCCUUGUAAAGAUUACUGCUUCUGGUGUCUGCGGAACUGAUCUCCACUACGUUAGUUCAUACUCUAUCGCUCCUUCACCUCCUAAUUUUAGCUAACCCCCUUCCAGAAAGGUGCCGACAUGGUUCUCGGUCACGAAGGUGUUGGCAUCGUUGAAGCCGUCGGCCCUGAUGCAAAACAUCUCAAGAAAGGUGACCGUGUCGGCUGGGGUUACGAACAUGAUUCCUGUGGUCACUGCCACGAAUGUCUUACUGGAAACGAAGUUUUCUGUCCCGAACGUGCUCUAUACGGUUACGCCAAUCUCGAUCAGGGAUCUUUUGCUUCUCAUGCUAUCUGGCGUGAAGCCUUCCUCUUCCUCACACCCGCUUCCAUUCCAGAUGAGUAUGCCGCUCCUCUGCAAUGUGGAGGUGCCACCACAUUUUCUGCCCUUCAAGGCAUCAAGAGCACAGAUGUUGUUGCUGUCAUGGGAGUUGGUGGAUUAGGGCAUUUAGCUAUUCAAUUUGCUGCCAAGAUGGGUUGCAGAGUUGUCGUAUUGAGCAGUUCCGAUAAAAAGAAGGAUGAGGCCACCAAGCUAGGUGCACACGAAUUCAUCGUCACCAAAGAUGCUAAGGAGCUCAAAGUUUCCAAACCCAUCAACCGUCUCCUCGUUACCACUGCCGCUCAACCAAACUGGGACCUUAUCCUCCCAAUUAUGGCACCCCGCUCCACCAUCUUCCCCCUCACAGUUUCAUUCCAGAACCUCGAGAUCCCAUAUAUGCCCUUCCUCACCGCGGGUGUCAACAUUCAAGGCAACCUUGUUGCAAACAGAAGUGCCCAUAAGCAAAUGUUAGAGUUUGCCGCAUUCCAUGAUAUCAAACCAAUUGUUCAAACAUUCCCCAUGACAGAGUCAGGUAUCGCCGAGGCAAUGGAUAAGUUGGACAAAGGACAAGUUUACUAUAGGGCUGUUCUCUUGGCGCAGUAAGUGGAGCGCUUUGCCUUUUCUUACGGUUGACAGAGGAUUGGGUGGAUGAUUGGACAAGGAAACAAAAUGAUUGUAAAACAGAAAGAAAGAUAGAAAUACAAGAUGAUCCUACCUCAUAUUGGUUUUCAAGCUCAAAAUUUUCAGGGAUUCCGUGACUAACAACAUCCUCUCCCCUCAUAGAAUUAUCGAGAAAGUCCUUCCUGGUGCCUCUCGAUCAUCAUCUUCUUCAUCCACUACCCUUCGCAAACGAUUCACCUACAAAUCUUGGUUGACUACCAUUCUCACUUCUUGCUCACCAAAAAGUAAGAAGGAGAAGAAGAGUUUGGAGAAGAGAUGAGUUUGAUUUGACGGUUUUUCCUUUUUUGUUAUUGGAUGGAGAUUGCUGUUGGCAUACGUAAUGAUACCUUUUGUGAUGGCUACAUUUAAUACCCCGCUUUGAACUUUGUUUUGCAGUACAUAGAUAAUAAGCACGUAAUAUAUUGCUUUUCUUGAAUUGC